Messenger RNA from Zingiber officinale, 675 nucleotides. Its product is annotated as double-stranded RNA-binding protein 1-like. NCBI's taxonomy places the organism in Eukaryota, Viridiplantae, Streptophyta, Magnoliopsida, Zingiberales, Zingiberaceae. Bases 18 to 431 code for a protein of 137 amino acids. The transcript is spliced from 4 exons. The record is from RefSeq and is a predicted model, not a curated record.
CUCUUCAAAGACAGAAGAUGAACAUGACCAUGACCAUGUACAGAAGCAAGAACCUGGAAGUGAAAUUAAAAUUAGUGAAAUCCUGCAAGAAUCAAGAAUCUGCAAGUGCCAUUACAAUUAAAGAAAUUCUGCAAGAUGAGCAUGAUCCUAUGGAGAAGCAAGGGCAUACCAGUGCUAGUAAGAAUGGAAAACAACCCCUUCAAGAUCUCCCUGAAUCUGGCAGCUCAGGAUCAUCCUACAGUCCUGACUGCUCCACUCGUCAUAACUUCACAAGCGCUCACAGUGAACUUCCCAUGCCGGGAAGCAGUCGCUCAAUUCUGUGCAAUAGGGUCCAAGUUUAUCCUCGCAAAGCUGACGUGGUUUUGCCUGAAGGUGGAAUCGCUCUACCCUUCAGCGAUGAUAGCUGGGUCGCCGUCAGUUUGGACUUCUAAAAUCCAUCAAGGCAAUUGUUCUUUAGGCAGCAGACCUUGUCAUGUUAUAACAAUGCGAUAGUGCACAGACAGCUUCCUGGGUCAUUGCUACGUAUGCUCUUUCUUUCCAUAUCAGUAUGUGCAGAGACAGAUUCCUUGGUUCUUAGAAAGACAUCUUAUUACACAUGGUUUGUGGCUUGAAUUGAUUUUGAUGAGUAUUGUUUUCCUUUUUCUUUUAAUAUUAUCAUCUAUGCUUUUGUGCCCA